UGUGUCUUCCUUUCUGUGUGUUUACUUUAAGCUAUUUGAAACCUGUUCGUCUUCGCUACCGUGUUCAUUUUUGUGGUGGCUUUUGUCGUUCAUUAGCUCGAGAGCUAACUAUCGAGCUUCGAAAACUAAUCCAUCUAAAAUAAACUAAAACAACCACGUUUACGCUUACACGCGCGUGCCAUUUGCCACGUCGUCCAAGUCCACGGGAGCUAUUGAAUGUUCUAUUUUCUACUAUUCGUUUUAUUAAUCUUGGCGACGCGGUUUACAGGCGGGUUGAGUUUGAAGACGUUACAGUCCAGUUGCGGUACGUUGCUGCACUGCUUUUCAAAACGAAAGUCAAUGUCCCAAACACAAGUAAGUUGUGUUCAGAUGAAGUCAAGGUUGAAUAUUUUGGCCAUAAUUCCAAAAGACAAACGGGCGAUAAGGGACACGAUAUCCGAGGCUGUUAAAGUAUAUAGUCGAUGUAACACUGCCAACUGCAGUUGCCAUCUUCAGGUCCUGCAACAAGACUUGGGUCCCUUUCAUGGAGGAAUUUCGGAGGAUGUCAUGGUUUCGACAGUUCAAAGAGGGGUUGGCACCCACUACCAGCUCAUUGGACAUAAAUUAUACAGGGAGCGUAACUGCAUGUUCCCAGCCAGGUGCAGCGGGGUUGAGCAUUUCAUAUUAGAGGUAAUUGACAAGUUACCUGAUUUGGAGAUGGUGGUAAACGUCAGGGAUUAUCCUCAAGUGCCCAACUGGGUGCAGCCACCCUUGCCUGUUUUCUCUUUCAGUAAGACUUCAGACUACAAGGACAUCAUGUACCCAGCGUGGACGUUUUGGGAGGGGGGCCCUGCUGUCUGGCCCAUAUAUCCCACCGGACUCGGAAGGUGGGAUCUGAUGAGGCACGAUCUCAAAAAGUCUGCAGCUCAAUGGCCAUGGCAGAAGAAAGAGUCCAAAGUAUUCUUCAGAGGAUCAAGAACAAGUCCAGAGCGUGACCCUCUGAUCCUCCUUUCUCGAGACAUGCCAGAGCUGGUAAAUGCAGAAUACACAAAGAACCAGGCCUGGAAGUCUGACAAGGACACUCUUGGGAGACCACCAGCCAAAGAAAUCUCGCUGGUUGACCACUGCAAGUACAAAUAUUUAUUCAACUUCCGAGGAGUGGCGGCCAGUUUUCGUUUCAAACAUCUCUUUCUUUGCGGUUCACUGGUGUUUCACGUGGGGGACGAAUGGCAAGAGUUUUUCUACACACAGCUCAAGCCCUGGGUGCACUACAUCCCGGUGAAGCAGGAUCUCUCUGACGUCAGAGAACUACUGCAGUUUGUCAAAGACAAUGAUGCCAUCGCACAAGAAAUUGCCAUUAGAGGUAUGGAGUUCAUCUGGGAGCACCUACAAAUGCAAGAUGUUUCAUGCUACUGGGAACGACUCCUCACAGAGUUUAGUCAGCUUCUCACCUACCAACCCAAAAGACAAAACAACUACAGUCGGAUCAUGCAGAAGCCCAGCAAGACUGAACUGUGAUAAUGACACUGUGCAAGUUGGAGUGAAUGGAAAACAAUAGAAUGUAAACUUGUAAAAUUGCUCAAGCGAUUUUUACCCGAUGUAAUUUUUCUGUGAGAAGUAAUCUUCUCAUUCCCAUGGGGAGCCACAGCUCACUGGAGGGAAGCAUAAAGUUGAAUAUGUUGUAGUAUUCGUGUUAUACUUUGUGCAGUUCGUAUUUCGUUAGUAAAUGUGUUAAAGAUGAUCCACAGAUAUGUUUACUUGACCAAAAAUCAGUGAUGAUGUGUCUGGUCUAAGUAUAGGACAGCCAAGCUUUUAACAGGGUUACUGUUUCUGCCAAUAAAACUGUGGUACCUGAUAGAUA
Molecule: messenger RNA, 1840 nt
Organism: Phycodurus eques (leafy seadragon)
Lineage: Eukaryota; Metazoa; Chordata; Actinopteri; Syngnathiformes; Syngnathidae
Gene: poglut1
Product: protein O-glucosyltransferase 1
Exons: 11
Coding region: 217-1497 (426 amino acids)
Biological process (GO): positive regulation of Notch signaling pathway; protein O-linked glycosylation
Cellular component (GO): endomembrane system
Molecular function (GO): UDP-xylosyltransferase activity; UDP-glucosyltransferase activity
Source: RefSeq, a predicted model, not a curated record